GAAAAUAUAUAUGGUUUUUGUCCGUCUUUCCAUCUCUAAUUUCGAUGGCACUAGUGGCACUGGUAAUGUGGGUGGCGCCAGCUCCAGGACUCUUGUUCUACUGAUGAAAUCGUGAAUUGUUGUUAAAAUGGCGGACACUGACCACAAGGGUAAAGAUAGUUCGAGCGCGAAAGAAUCGGGGGUAAAGCCGGAAAAUCGUGAGAACAAUUCAACGAACGGUGGCAAAGGAUCUGGCGAUGACGCGGAUAGUCUCGAGGAACAACCCUUGGACAUCGGGGAACACUACUUGGUCCGUAGAUCGGAUGAUUCAUGGCAUCCGGCGGAAAUCAUUCAGACGAGAUAUAAUGAAGGGGAAGGCCACUAUGAAUACUAUGUUCACUAUGAAGGAUAUAAUAGGAGACUGGACGAGUGGGUGCCUAGAGACAGGAUAAUGUCUAGCAGAUUUGAUAUGAGCGAUCAGAGCUGGAAGAAUAGCGACAGGAAUCCAGCGAGUGAUUUGUUAGCCGAUUCAUCUGACAGAAAAAUAACGCGAAAUCAGAAGAGGCGACACGACGAAAUAAAUCAUAUACAGAAAACCUACGCAGAAAUGGAUCCAACUACUGCUGCCUUGGAGAAAGAACAUGAGGCCAUAACCAAAGUGAAAUAUAUUGACAGGAUACAAAUAGGACGAUAUGAAAUAGACACGUGGUACUUCAGCCCAUACCCCGAAGAGUAUGGCAAACAGCCAAAGCUAUGGAUAUGUGAAUACUGUCUGAAAUAUAUGAGGCUCGAGAAAACUUACAGAUACCAUAUGAGCGAAUGUACUCACAGACAGCCUGUCGGCAAAGAAAUCUAUCGCAAAGGGACUCUGAGUAUCUGGGAGGUUGAUGGAAGAGAGCACAAAAUAUACUGCCAGAAUCUCUGUCUGUUGGCCAAAUUAUUUCUUGAUCAUAAAACGCUCUAUUUCGAUGUCGAGCCUUUUUUAUUCUAUAUUCUCUGCGAAGUGGAUAAACAUGGAGCUCAUUUAGUUGGCUACUUUUCGAAGGAAAAGGAAUCACCAGAUGGAAAUAACGUUGCUUGCAUUCUAACUCUGCCCCCGUUUCAACGACAAGGAUAUGGGAAGCUGCUCAUCGCAUUCAGUUACGAAUUGAGCAGGAUUGAGCAAACUGUUGGGAGCCCUGAAAAGCCUCUUAGUGAUUUAGGAAAGCUUUCGUACAGAAGCUACUGGAGUUGGAUUCUCCUGGAGAUAUUAAGAGAUUUUAGAGGGACGCUCAGCAUUAAAGAUCUGAGUCAAAUGACCAGUAUCUCACAGACUGACAUCAUCUCAACUCUCCAAAGCAUGAAUAUGGUCAAGUACUGGAAAGGACAGCAUGUAAUUUGCGUGACUCCGAAAUUGGUUGAAGAACAUAUCAAAAGCAGCCAGUUUAAGCGACCUCGUUUAACGGUUGACUCGAGCUCUCUACGAUGGGGAGCACCACCACGUAAAAAUGUAAAACCAGGAAAGAAAUGAAUGUAGUUGACGAAUAACUACGGUUCAAAAUAGCACUAUCAUUGUGGUACAUAAAUUAUUUUUUUCCGUAUCAUGUGAAAGUUACAGCCAUUAAUGAUGAUUCAAUGUAUCAUCUGUAAUGUAUUAACAAACAAAAUUUAUGUGUAUCAACGAUCAUUACAUUUUUUUAAAUGUAUCAGUGAUGUGUUCAUUAGUUUGCUACGGAAUUACGUCGACUUUGUGGAGUUGAGUCAGAUCACUGAAAAUCGGCAGGAUAGUUCAAAUUGCUACCUCUAAAUUACAUAUUGACGCGUUGAGAGAGUGUGAAUGACGAAUGUACGAGAGUAAAAAGGGUAACAUGUAAUUUACUAUAUGUACGAAUACAUUAGGAUCCAUUUUGUGGGAUUUCAUUGUAUUAGUGUUAUCGCUGUACGUAAAGAAUUUCCUAAAUAUUUGAUGCCUGUAGUUUUUUUGUUUGAAAACUUCGAUACUGUGCAUUGAAAAAUUGUAGUAAGGUGCAGAUUACGUGAAGAAAUUUACGCAUCCUAAUGGAAAAAUGUCCAAACCUUCAUGUAAGGAAAAUUUACUUCCUGUAUCGUUGUAAUGUUACAUUUGACCCAUAAAUUCUCUGUGUAUAAUUUUAAGUUGUACCUAGUUUUUGUAUUUAGAUCAUAGACAUCAAGGAAAAACAAUUUCCCAUCGUAUACGCUUAUUAUUGUUAAACAUACUUAGUACACACUUUAGAGUUAGGGUUGAGAAUUACAUUCGAAAAAGCCACAUAGUAUUGUGUGAUUCUUAUAUAUUUUUUGUAGAACAAUUAUUAUUAAAAUUGAUAAUAAAC
Messenger RNA from Diprion similis, 2309 nucleotides. It is a transcript of the gene mof, whose product is annotated as histone acetyltransferase KAT8-like. NCBI's taxonomy places the organism in Eukaryota, Metazoa, Arthropoda, Insecta, Hymenoptera, Diprionidae. Gene Ontology annotation, biological process: regulation of DNA-templated transcription. Bases 128 to 1489 code for a protein of 453 amino acids. The transcript is spliced from 7 exons. The record is from RefSeq and is a predicted model, not a curated record. Gene Ontology annotation, molecular function: histone acetyltransferase activity.